AUGGAAAAGUUCUUAAUCAAAAAACCGAAGUCAACCACGGUAGAGCAGCCAUCGGGCAGCGUUGACGUGAAUCAAAAUGAAAAUUACAAACGCAAGUUUAGAGCCGAAUGGCUACAAUCAUUCGAUUGGCUACAAAACAAGGAUGGAUCUGCUUUUUGUGUUGCUUGUGAGAAAGCUAUAGAUAACCACAACGCUCACCUGAAAGUUCAUGAGAAAACUGCGACACAUAUCCGAAACUGCGAAUCGCGCAAAAAGCAACAUACGCUUGAAAUGUUUUAUGAUCCUGAACAAGAAAAACAACAUAUAACAGUAAGAAAUGCCGAAUUCGCACUUGUGAUGUUUUGCAUAACCCAUAAUCUGCCAUUUUUGAUAAUGGAAUAUUUGCCAGCGUUGUUGGUGGAGUGCUGUCCAGAUUCUAGUAUCGCCAAGCUGAUUAAAUGUGGUAGGACAAAGUCAACGCAGAUCGCCGAGAUUAUUGGAAAGAAGGCCAAUGAUCGAGUAUUUGAAACGCUACGAAAUACGAAGUUUUCUCUUAUCGCUGAUGAAACAACAGAUAUUAGUACCACGAAAAGCUUAGUUUUGGUAGCAAGGUUUGUUGACAGUGCACGAGUGGUACAGGAUAGGUUUCUUGCUUUGUUAGAAGUUACCAAGUCAGACGCAGUUUCUAUUUUUCAGCUCAUAAAACAAUUUUUCAAUACCAAUAAUAUACCACUUAAGAAUAUUAUCGGCUUGGCAACAGACGGUGCAAAUGUUAUGGCAGGUGAUGCAGGAGGUGUUAAAGCAUUGCUUAACAAAGAAACAAAUUUUUUUUUUAUGACAUGCACUUGCCAUUCACUUCAUUUAUGCACAAGUUAUGCCAGCAGACAUCUGCCGAAAAGCAUUGAUUUUCUGUGCCGUAACAUUUAUAAUUAUUUUUCGCAUAGCUCCAAAAGGAUCAAUGAUUUGAAGGAAUUUCAAGAAUAUUGUUCAGUUGAGCCUCACAAAAUAUUGGGAGUCUCACAGACUCGAUGGCUGUCGUUGGAGGGUGUAGUUGCACGGCUUAUUGAACAGUGGGACAGCUUAAAGUUAUAUUUUAUUUCUUGCUUUUACGAAGUGAAUGGCAUUCGCCCUGCGCAAUUAGCAGAAGAAAUGUGCGCAAACACCAAGUGUUAUUUUUUGUUUUUAACAUACAUAUUACCUAUAAUUAAUAACCUCAACAAAGAUUUUCAAUCGGAGAGUUCCCGACUGCCAUACUUAUAUUCCAAUAUGAAAUCUAUUUAUCUUUUAAUUAUAAAUAAUUUUGUUAAACACGAUGUUUGCAUUAAGGAAACAAAUAUUGACUUUAGAAGUGAAAGCAAUCAAAAGCCAUUGCGUGAUAUUUUCGUAGGAACUAAAGCGGAGAUAUUUAUGACAAAACACUUAAGUGAAGAUGAUAUAAUUGAAGUAAAGAGAAAUAUACUUUCUUUCUAUGUCGAGCUCUUAAACCAAAUUAACAAUCGGUUUGAUUUCAAUCGUGAAGAUAUUAAAAUGUUACAAAUAAUUACACCGGCUAAAGUCUUAUCGCAGGAAGAUUUGCAGAUACUCCCGUUGAUACUUACAUUCAGUGAGUUAGUGGAUUGCGACCCUGACCAAAUUACAAGUCAGUGGAAUUUGUUAAGGUUGAGUGAUGUAAAUCUUUCUGCUGAUAUGGAUAUAGACACAUUUUGGUCGAAGCUCUGCCGCGGCUGA
This is a messenger RNA of Anastrepha obliqua, 1707 nucleotides long. RefSeq names its product zinc finger protein 862-like. Bases 1 to 1707 code for a protein of 568 amino acids. Lineage: Eukaryota; Metazoa; Arthropoda; Insecta; Diptera; Tephritidae. The record is from RefSeq and is a predicted model, not a curated record. The transcript is spliced from 4 exons.